AUGCGCAGACUCUUCUCACCGCGCACCCUCAAGUCCCUCCUCGUCACCUCAGCAGCAUUCACUGCAGGGUGUCUGACAACCGGUCUAGUGCUCUCCGACAAGCGCCUUUUUGCCACUGUCCAAGGCUCAACAGUGGUACCCAAAAUAGCCCCUAGCGACAUCACCGAUUUCACCUCAACAGCCCCCGUUUUUGCUCCUCACGGGCCUCUCCCCGAUCCGGUGGUGCAGGUUGGGUUGCCCGGGGCCGAACCAGUGAAAAUUUUGCCCGGUUUUCUGUGUCUGUAUGAUAGACGAACCAGGACACCUCGGUGGACGUUGGAGCUUAUUACGAAUGAACAAAUUACUCCUACUGACAAGAUGUCAGUAGACAGGUCAAAAUUCGAUUUCUUCGAGGACCUGGGUGAACCGCCGGAAUUUCGAAGCACCAAUGCCGACUACUUCAAUAGUGGCUUCGAUCGGGGUCACAUGGCAGCCGCCGGGAACAACAAAUUUAACCCCAAUUCAAUGCAAAAGACCUUUGUGCUCAGCAACAUCGCUCCACAGGUCGGAGUCGGUUUCAAUCGCGGAAUAUGGAACGACUUGGAGAAGUACGUCCGUGCAAUAGCCAGGAAGUCUGCCAACGUAGUUGUCGUUACUGGACCCCUCUUCCUCCCGGGAAAAAGCCUCUCAGACAGGGGUCAUCGGCAGGUUGCCUACGAGGUGAUUGGCCAGAACAACGUGGCCGUUCCGACCCACUUUUUCAAGGCUGUUGCUGUCCAGGCGGCGCCACGCGGACCCUGGAAGACGUAUGCGUGGGUCAUGCCGAACCAGGCGAUGCCCGAGGGCACGCGUGUCAACAGUUUUGCCGUUCCACUGAAGGACGUUGAACGAGCCGCUGGUCUGCUCAUUUUCCCCAACCUCUACAAGUCCUGA
Molecule: messenger RNA, 912 nt
Organism: Mesocestoides corti
Lineage: Eukaryota; Metazoa; Platyhelminthes; Cestoda; Cyclophyllidea; Mesocestoididae
Source: the annotation of a GenBank genome assembly